This is a messenger RNA of Castor canadensis (American beaver), 1860 nucleotides long. It is a transcript of the gene Slc7a3, whose product is annotated as solute carrier family 7 member 3. Gene Ontology annotation, biological process: transmembrane transport; amino acid transport. The record is from RefSeq and is a predicted model, not a curated record. Lineage: Eukaryota; Metazoa; Chordata; Mammalia; Rodentia; Castoridae. Gene Ontology annotation, molecular function: amino acid transmembrane transporter activity. Gene Ontology annotation, cellular component: plasma membrane.
AUGCUGUGGCGGGCACUUCGCAGAUUUGGUCAAAAGCUGGUGCGGAGACGUGCACUGGAGCCAGGGAUGGUGGACACCCCCCUGGCCAGAUGCCUGAGCACGCUGGACUUAGUGGCCCUGGGUGUGGGCAGCACGUUGGGUGCAGGCGUGUAUGUCCUGGCUGGUGAGGUGGCCAAAGAUAAAGCAGGACCAUCCAUUGUGAUCUGCUUUUUGGUGGCUGCUCUGUCUUCUGUGUUGGCUGGGCUGUGCUAUGCAGAGUUUGGUGCCCGGGUUCCCCGUUCUGGUUCUGCAUAUCUCUACAGCUAUGUCACUGUGGGUGAACUCUGGGCCUUCACCACUGGCUGGAACCUCAUCCUCUCCUAUGUCAUUGGUACAGCCAGUGUGGCCCGGGCCUGGAGCUCUGCUUUUGACAACCUAAUUGGGAACCACAUCUCUCACACUUUGAAAGGGACCAUCUCACUGCAUGUGCCCCGUGUCCUUGCAGAAUAUCCAGACUUCUUUGCUAUGGGCCUUGUGUUGUUGCUCACUGGAUUGCUGGCUCUGGGGGCCAGUGAGUCGGCCCUGGUAACCAAAGUGUUCACAGGGGUGAAUCUUUUGGUUCUUGGCUUUGUCAUCAUCUCUGGCUUCAUUAAGGGAAGCCUGCACAAUUGGAGGCUCACAAAAGAGGACUACGAAUUGACCAAGGCUGGACUCAAUGACACGGACAGCUUGGGCCCUAUGGGCUCUGGAGGAUUCGUGCCUUUUGGCUUUGAGGGGAUUCUCCGUGGAGCUGCCACCUGUUUCUAUGCAUUUGUUGGUUUCGACUGUAUUGCUACCACUGGGGAAGAGGCCCGGAAUCCAAAGCGUUCCAUCCCUAUGGGCAUUGUGAUCUCCCUGUCUGUCUGCUUUUUGGCAUAUUUUGGUGUCUCUUCGGCACUCACCCUCAUGAUGCCUUACUAUCAGCUUCGGCCUGAGAGCCCUUUGCCUGAGGCAUUUCUCCACGUGGGAUGGGCUCCUGCCCGCUACCUUGUGGCUGUUGGCUCCCUCUGUGCUCUUUCUACUAGCCUUUUGGGCUCCAUGUUUCCCAUGCCUCGGGUGAUGUAUGCAAUGGCAGAAGAUGGCCUCCUGUUUCGUGUCCUUGCUCGGGUCCACAAAAGCACACAUACACCCAUUGUGGCUACUGUGGUCUCUGGCAUUAUCGCAGCAUUCAUGGCAUUCCUGUUUGAACUCACUGAUCUUGUGGACCUCAUGUCAAUUGGGACCCUGCUUGCUUACUCCCUGGUGUCCAUUUGUGUUCUCAUUCUCAGGUAUCAGCCCGACCAGGAGAUGAAGACUAGGGAAGAGGAAGUGGAGUUGCAGGAGGAGAAGACACCUGAGGAAGAGAAGCUGACCUUGCAGGCAUUGUUUUGCCCACUCAUUGCUAUCCCCACUCCACUCUCCGGCCGGCUUGUCUAUGUUUGUUCCUCUUUGCUUGCUCUACUGCUGACUGUCCUUUGCCUGGUGCUGAACCAGUGGACAGUUCCACUGCUUUCUGGAGACCCAGUGUGGGUCACAGUGGUUGUGCUGAUCCUGGUACUCAUUUUUGGAAUCACUGGGGUUAUCUGGAGACAGCCACAGAACUCCACUCCUCUUCACUUUAAGGUGCCAGUUGUGCCUCUUCUCCCACUAGUGAGCAUCUUUGUGAAUGUUUACCUUAUGAUGCAGAUGACUGCUGGUACCUGGGCCCGAUUUGGGGUCUGGAUGCUGAUCGGGUUUGCUAUCUAUUUUGGCUAUGGGAUCCAGCACAGUGUGGAAGAGGUUAAGAGUCAUCAACCUCUACCCAAGACUAGGGCCCAAACUGUAGACCUUGAUCUUACCAGUUCCUGCGUCCACUCAAUCUGA